This is a messenger RNA of Ostrinia nubilalis (European corn borer), 1586 nucleotides long. RefSeq names its product homeobox protein homothorax (gene hth). The transcript is spliced from 13 exons. NCBI's taxonomy places the organism in Eukaryota, Metazoa, Arthropoda, Insecta, Lepidoptera, Crambidae. Gene Ontology annotation, molecular function: RNA polymerase II cis-regulatory region sequence-specific DNA binding; DNA-binding transcription activator activity, RNA polymerase II-specific. Gene Ontology annotation, biological process: embryonic pattern specification; brain development; positive regulation of cell population proliferation. The record is from RefSeq and is a predicted model, not a curated record. Bases 259 to 1548 code for a protein of 429 amino acids.
CGCCAGACUGCCGAGCGCGCCGGGCCUCCCGCUUCCCCGCGCCUCGCUCGGCCACGCCGCGUACGACUCUACCAAACCUCAAGUUCGCUACCGUCGCGAGUGCACUAUGACACUAGUGAGCUAGCGGGCCGCUGUGACGGUGUCAAUAAUCUAUGUGUAUGUGUUCACGUGCUAGUGUGUUGUGUUAGGUUGGGCCCGUGACGAAAAACGUUCGUGGUGGCCAGCGGAGCCUUGCACCCGGGCUCGGGGCGAGCUUUCAUGGCUCAGCCUAGGUACGACGAGAGCCUUCACGGCGGAGGUUACAUGGAGGGCGGCGCGAUGUACCACGAGCACCGGCUCACGCACCCGCACCUGCCGCCCGUGCACUACCCGCCGCCGGCGGCGCCGACGCACGCGCUGCCCGGCGAGCCGCUCGUGCACAAGCGCGACAAGGAUGCCAUAUACGGGCACCCGCUCUUCCCCCUCCUGGCGCUGAUCUUCGAGAAGUGCGAGCUGGCGACGUGUACACCACGCGACCCCGGCGUGGCGGGCGGCGACGUCUGCUCCUCCGAGUCCUUCAACGAGGACAUCGCCGUCUUCAGCAAACAGAUUCGCCAAGAAAAACCUUAUUACAUAGCAGACCCUGAGGUCGACUCAUUAAUGGUGCAAGCGAUACAAGUGCUACGGUUUCACCUAUUAGAAUUAGAAAAAGUACACGAGCUGUGCGACAACUUCUGCCACCGCUACAUCAGCUGCCUGAAGGGCAAGAUGCCCAUCGACCUGGUGAUCGACGAGCGGGAGUCGGCGCGGCCGCCCGACGCCAACGGCGAGCCUCGCUCCGCGCCCGACUCGUCGCACGACGGAGCCAGCACCCCCGACGUCAGACCGCCGUCGUCGUCGUUGUCGUACGGCGCCGUGAACGACGACGUGCGCUCGCCGGGCUCCGGCGGCACGCCCGGCCCGCUCAGCCAGCCCCCGCCACAGACCCUCGACACCAGUGACCCAGAUCCCAUGGGCAAAUGGUGCGGGUCCCGACGCGAAUGGUCGCAGUCGGACGCCGCGCGGCGGGUAUACCAGUCAGUGUUCCUGGGCAGCCCGGGUGAGUACCCAGGUGACGCCAGUAACGCGAGUAUUGGCUCCGGGGAGGGCACGGGCGAGGAGGACGACGACACCAACGGCAAGAAGAACCAAAAGAAACGGGGCAUCUUCCCGAAGGUCGCCACCAACAUACUGCGGGCGUGGCUCUUUCAGCACUUAACGCAUCCGUACCCGUCAGAAGACCAAAAGAAGCAAUUAGCACAAGACACAGGGUUAACGAUACUACAAGUAAAUAAUUGGUUUAUCAACGCGAGACGUAGGAUAGUACAGCCCAUGAUAGACCAAUCGAAUAGAGCAGUGUUCUAUCCCGCAGUGUUCCCGCACGCGGGCCCGAGCGGCGCGUACAGCCCCGAGGCGACCAUGGGCUACAUGAUGGACGGACAGCAGAUGAUGCACCGGCCGGCCACCGACCCCGCCUUCCACCAGGGCUACGCGCACUACCCGGCGGACUACUACGGGCACCAUCUCUAAUGCACAUUGUACAUGUAAGUGAAGCGUGUAGUCCGCGA